This is a messenger RNA of Propithecus coquereli (Coquerel's sifaka), 2124 nucleotides long. It is a transcript of the gene TMEM9B, whose product is annotated as TMEM9 domain family, member B. Lineage: Eukaryota; Metazoa; Chordata; Mammalia; Primates; Indriidae. Gene Ontology annotation, biological process: positive regulation of canonical NF-kappaB signal transduction. The coding region runs from base 442 to 1038 and encodes 198 amino acids. The record is from RefSeq and is a predicted model, not a curated record. Gene Ontology annotation, cellular component: lysosomal membrane. The transcript is spliced from 5 exons.
CCGGGAUGGGUCUGGCAUCGAACGGCUCCGGCCUUUCAAGGGCAGCUGGAGUCCCCCGUGUGACGUCCGGAGUUCGCUGGGGUCUCUCUGGGUGGAAGGACUUUGCAUCGCAAUGGCGGCUCCAUAAACCCUCGUGGCUUCCGCGCCCGGGGAAGACAUCCAAGGGCCUCAGAGCUCUGCUGGGCCCACGCUGCCACCCCAGAGAGGCCCCCUUCCGUUCCGGAGCCGAGUGUAGGCCCGAACGGCGCAGUCUCCGGGCCCUUUCGCACCGGGAACCGUUUCCGGGGCGGAUGCUUUUUGCAUCUGACCCGGCGCACUGGUGACGCGAAGGCCCAGACGGAAGUGCGGGUGGAGGAUCCCGAGCCGGAUCCCGAACCUGAGCCCGACCCCGGAGCAGGUCUCGGGGGCUCCGGGCAGUGGGGACGGCCGGGCCUGGCAGCAAUGGCGACUCUGUGGGGAGGCCUCCUUCGGCUCGGCUCCCUGCUCAGCCUGUCGUGCCUGGCGCUCUCCGUGCUGCUGCUGGUGCAGCUGUCAGACGCCGCCAAGAAUUUCGAGGAUGUCCGAUGUAAAUGUAUCUGUCCUCCCUAUAAGGAAAAUUCUGGGCAUAUUUAUAAUAAGAACAUAUCCCAGAAAGAUUGCGAUUGCCUUCAUGUUGUGGAUCCCAUGCCUGUGCGGGGGCCUGACGUAGAAGCAUAUUGUCUACGCUGUGAAUGCAAAUAUGAGGAAAGAAGCUCCGUCACAAUCAAGGUUACCAUUAUAAUUUAUCUCUCUAUUUUGGGCCUUCUACUUCUAUACAUGGUAUAUCUUACUCUGGUUGAGCCCAUACUGAAGAGGCGCCUCUUUGGACACUCACAGUUGAUACAGAGUGAUGACGAUGUUGGGGAUCACCAGCCUUUUGCAAAUGCCCAUGAUGUGCUGGCCCGCUCCCGCAGUCGAGCCAAUGUACUAAACAAGGUAGAAUAUGCCCAGCAGCGCUGGAAGCUUCAAGUUCAAGAGCAGCGAAAAUCUGUCUUUGACCGACAUGUUGUCCUCAGCUAAUUGGGGAUCAAAUUCAAGGUGGCUAGAAAGAAACAAGGCAGACAACUGGAAAAAAUUGACUUGAGUUUUCCUGGAUUUUAUUUUAAUACCCUGUUGAUUUCAAACUGGAAGAUUCAAAACUGGAAGCAAAAACAUGCUUGAUGUUUUUUUCUUGUUAACAUAUUAAUAGAGACAUUUUUAAAAGCACACAUCUCAAAGUCAGCCAGUAAACCUUUUCCUAUUUGUGACUUUUACUAGUAAAAAUAAAUCUGCCUGUAAAUUAUCUUGAAGUCCUUUACCUGGAACAAGCACUCUCUUUUUCACCACAGUUUUAACUUGAUUUUCAAGAUAAUUUUCAGGUGUUUUUGUUUUUCGGUGGGAGAGGGGAGGGAUUCCUGGGAAGUGCUUAACAACUUUUUUCAAGUCACUUUACUAAACAAACAUUUGUAAAUAGACCUUACUCUAUUUUCAAGUUUUGUUUUAUCUUCUGCAAUAUAGCCAGCCUCAUCAAAGUGCUGACUACCCAUUUGACUUUUGCACUGACUAUAUUGUCUAGGUAUCUGGUUGGCCCGUGGCUGCACUUCAUGGUAAACUGGAUCUGAAAUGCCUGAUGGCUCCUAACAAAUGCAGAUUUUCUUCAUGUACUGUGAUGUCUGAUGCAACGCAUCCUAGAACAAACUGGCCAUUUGCUAGUUUACUCUAAUGACUAAACAUAGUCUUGGUGUGUGUGGUCUUUCUCAUCUUCUAGUAUCUUCAAGGACAAAUCCUAUGGACUUGGACACUGGCAAUAAGGAAAUUUUCUUUUAAACCCAAGCCUCCCUGGAUUGAUAAUAUACACAUAUUUGUCAGCAUUUCCGGUCGGUCAUGUUGAGAGGCAGCUGUUUGAACUCUUGUGUGUGCAGCUUUGAACUAGGACUAGGGUUCUGGGUGCCUCUCUCUGAAAGGUAUAACAGUUAUUGGAUAACUGGCCUUUUCCUUCCUAUGUCUUCUUUGGAAUGUAACAAUAAAAAUAAUUUUUGAAACAUCUAUUAGUGUAUCUAUGUUUCCCAGCCUUUUUCUCCUCUCACUUUUGCUGUACGAUGAGCUCGAAGAUACAUUUUGAACCCU